AAAUGCAAAACAAAUAAACAAAGAACCGAAAUACGUGCGAAGUACGCUAGCUCGUCAUCACUGCUUUCACAUUCCAGACUAACAGGCCGGUUACUUUUGAAACAAGGGACCUCGGUAACAAUGAAACUGGUUUGGUGGAUUUGCACAAUAGCGCUGCUGCUCAUCUGUAAGAAAGGAGUACAAGUUUUUGGAGUCUUUUUAUGCACUCCUCCCUGUUUGUUGGUGUCCAACACAUCAGAUAUCAUUGCUGUCGAUUACAGAACUACAGUCAUCGACAUCGUUGUUUCUGGUCUGUCAAGAGCUAUAGCCAUAGACGUACAUUUCAGUCUGGGCUACAUAUUUUGGAGUGACGUAAAAAAACAUAACAUCAAACGUCUCCACAUUCAGUCAGGCAGCACCACAACAAUCAUGAGUGGUAUUUAUGGUUGUGAGGGAUUAGCAGUGGAAUGGAGGACAUCGCAAUUGUACUGGACUGAUACCAUAUCUGAUACAAUAUCCAUAUCAGACCUGAAUGGCAACAAUCGACGUACGAUUAUUUCCUCUGGACUUGACAAGCCCAGAGCAAUUGCACUGGAUCUUGACAGUGGAUAUAUGUUCUGGACGGACUGGGGAGGUUCACCAAAGAUCGAAAGAGCAUCACUGAGUGGAAGUCAAAGACUCGCCAUUGUAACAACAAACCUUCAAUGGCCCAAUGGUAUUGACCUUGACGAAGGAAACAAACGGAUCUACUGGGUAGAUGCUAAGUUAGACAAAGUAGAAUGUGUCGAUUACAAUGGACACAAUAGAAAGGUUAUCCUUCAGUACAAUGGCCUACAUCCCUUUGGUGUGGCACUGGUUCCCCCGUUCUUGUUUUUCACCGACUGGGCUACGCUUAAAGAGUUCCACCAACUAGAUGCCACAACUGGUGAAAUCCUUCGUAGCCACAGCAUAAAUGGCGGACACCCUAUGGGUAUUGUGCCUUAUGACAGCACUCGGCAACCCUCAGGAGGAAGUAGCUGUGCUGCAGCCAAUGGAGGAUGUAGUCAUUUUUGUGUCCCAAAAACUUCUGGAUACGAAUGUGUUUGUCCUACUGGAUUGACAGUUAAGAAAGAUGGGAAGACAUGUGGAAACAGGAUGAAAAACUUUCUUCUUUUUGCUGACGCCGAUGCUAACACUACAAAUAUAAUUUCACUGGACGUUAGCUAUCACGUGGCUCAAGUUUUGUUCCGACACCUCGGAAAACAGCGCCCUAUUGCAUUAGACUUUGACUCACUUGAGGAUCGUGUGUACUGGUCUGACACUGCUCAAGGCCUCAUCAUCAGCGCUUUUUUCAAUGUUACUGGCGUAAAGAUUCUGUUUCGUAGUAAUGUCCUGACUCCCGAAGGGCUAGUAAUCAGUCACAUGUCACGAACCAUUUAUUGGACUGAUACAGGAACGAACAGGAUCGAAGUAGGUAGCCUUGAUGGUACAAGAAGGAAACUACUUUUCAAAGAUGGACUUGACGAGCCCAGAGCGAUAAUACUCAAUGAGAGAAAUGGGACGAUGUAUUGGACUGACUGGGGUGCCAAUCCGAAAAUAGAGAAAGCUGGAAUGGAUGGUUCACGAAGACGAUCGAUUGUGACUAGAAAUUUGGUCUGGCCUAACGGACUUACUGUUGACCAGGCUGCAAAUCUUCUGUUCUGGGCUGAUGCUAAACUGGACACUAUAGAGAUGUCUGACCUAGAUGGAGGAAGUAGAAAGGCUAUAAUGUCAUCUGCAGCUGAUAUUCACCCCUUUGGCCUGGCCUUGUACCGAAACGUGUUGUACUGGACUGACUGGGUAAAAAAGAGCAUUUCAAGUCUAAACCUUACAAGUAGAAACCAGCAGGUUGUAGUUACAGGCCUUCAAAAACCAAUGGAUAUUCGUGUUUUUGAUUCAUCCUUGGACUCAGGUUCUCAUCCUUGUGCUCAAAACAGUGGUAACUGUAGUGAUUUGUGUCUUCUGAGGCCAGGAGGAUAUCAAUGCUCAUGUUCAACUGGGAUGGUGCUCAAGCCUGAUGGUAGAAGCUGCGACUUUGAUUCGUUCCACGCGACGAGCUCUGAAAAAUUUCUGAUUUUUGCUGAAGCUGACUCUGGGGAAAUCUACAAGAUUCCGCUUACGGUGCGGGAGAAGCCUUGUUAUCCCCUAAAAAUCACCAAAAACAUCUCCAGACCAGUGGCGGUGGACUAUGAUCCUACUGAGGAUAAAAUUUACUGGACUGAUGUGACCUUAAAAGUUUUGGCAAGAGCAUUUCCUAACGGGACUUCCGUAGAACUCAUUUCCCACAUUAACGUGGAUACUCCUGAUGGAAUAGCUGUGGAUUUUGUCGGGAGAAAUCUAUAUUGGACUGAUGCUGGAACGAGUAAAAUUGAAGUUGCUUGGUUGGAUGGUUCGUAUCGGAGGGCUCUGAUUACAUCAAGUAUAGAAAAGCCCAGAGCAAUAAUGCUUGAUAUUCAAGAAAGGAAGAUGUAUUGGAGUGAUUGGGGAACAUCUCCGAAGAUCGAACAAGCGAACAUGGACGGUUCCGACAGAACAGUUCUUGUUAGUUCUGGAAUCGUGUGGGUGAACUCGCUCGCAAUAGAUUUUCAGAAUAGUCUGCUGUACUGGUGUGACGCAAAACUUGAUAAGAUCGAACGGGUAAAUCUUCAAGGGAAUAACCGCGUGGUUGUGUUGGAUUUAUCACCCAGUAACCUGCACCCGUUCGGAUUGGCACUAGCUGAUCAUGUGCUCUACUGGUCUGAUUGGAAUAAUCAGAGCGUUCACACGUACAACAUGACGUCCAAUGUGAGUGACGUGUUGGUUCUUGGUAUGGGAAGACCAAUGGAGUUACAUAUUCACAAUGAAAUGGAUAUCUACAAAGGAUCGACCAGCUGUUCUCAAUUGAAUGGAGGUUGCAGUCACAUCUGCCUCCCGAAUCCAAACGGCCAUCGAUGUUUUUGUCCUGAAGGAGUGCAGCUUAAGAGUCACGAUGCCUUUACUUGCCAAGGAGUUAAUCGUUGUCAGCAGCUAUUUGCACCAAACCACGGCAGUAGGGAGCCAUGUUCCAAUUUGCCAGGGAAAACAUGUCAAUUUUCUUGUGACAGAGGAUACAUCUUGGCUGGAUCAUCUACACGAACAUGUAGCAAUGAUGGAACAUGGACUGGGACCCAGACUCAGUGCAACCCUAUCCCUUGCACAGUUUUGCCAACUCCUGCGAAUGGAAUCCGGCAGGGCUGCACAGGAACGGAUAAAGAAUAUUACAACACCGUCUGCCGGUUCUCCUGUCAUACUGGGUUCAACCCAAUUGGUUCCUCUUCGAGAAAAUGCACAGAAAACGGAACUUGGAGCGGCCAAUCUUUUGUUUGUGAAGCCGUAACCUGCCCACCUCUGACAACUCCACCAAAAGCCGUAAUCUUCAAUGCUUCCUGUGGCAAUACAUAUGGAUCAAAUUGCAAGUUUGGUUGUGAAAGUGGUUAUGGAGAUCCCAGUGGAAAUGAAACACGAACGUGCUUGCAUACUGGAAAUUGGAGUACAAAUAUCAUCAACUGCACAGAUAUUCUAUUCCCGUCCUUUGGAGCUACUUGUCCUCAAGGUCCCUUGUUGAUAUAUGCAGAGCGUGGAAGGUUCUCGGCCUAUGUGAACUGGACCGAGCCGGUCGCUGUCGACAACUCGGGAGUUGUAGCAAUGACAUCAAAUUACCAACCCCCCCAAAGGUUUAAUCAAGGCACCCACGUGAUCACGUACUCUGCAGAGGACCAAUCAGGAAAUAGGGCUAUCUGCAGUUUCACGAUUAAAGUGAUAGUUAUCAACUGCACAGCGUUAAUGGUGAACUCAGGAGACGUGCUGCGCAUGAGCAGUUGCAGCAGUCAUUAUGGAGCGCAAUGUAACUUUUCUUGCCCCACUGGUUAUCGUUUGAAUGGCUCCUCAACAGUCCAGUGUGUUUCUCUCGCUAACAAACCACCAGGGUUCUGGGACAGUCCUUCACCGACAUGCAAAAUUGUUGAGUGCUCAUCGCUUCCCAUCCCAUUGAAUGGAUUUAAAUUUGGCUGCCUUGACAAUAUUUCUGAGCCAUAUGACUCACGAUGUAGCUUCUCUUGUGACGUUGGGUAUAAUCUCUAUGGUUCAUCUAUUCGGCACUGUCUGGAGAACGGCACUUGGAGUGGAGAAACGUCUUCUUGUUCAGUGAUUAAAUGUGGACCGCUCGUUCCUCCGAAAAACGGAAUCGUUUUUCCACUGUCAUGCCAAUCGAGUAGUAAUUACACCCAGACUUGCCAAUUUGCUUGUCAAACACCCGGAUACGUUCUUGAUGGGACUGUGUCACGAGUAUGUAAUAACAGAGGUUCAUGGACUGGGUCAAACGAUACCAGAUGCAGAGACAAUACUCCUCCCUCCUUCCAUGACACUUGUCCCGGUAAUAUGGUGGUUUAUGCUCCUGAAUGUUCCUCUACAGCUUCUGUCAAUUGGAUUGAGCCAACUGCCACUGACAACUCUGGUCAUUUGACGAUCGGCUACCCACUAAUUCGACCCCCGAUCAACCUGAGUAUUGGCCUGUACUAUGUCCUAUACUCAGCGUCAGACAGCAGUAAAAACAGAGUCAACUGCACUUUCAUUGUCCAAAUUGCGAGAAAGUCUUGCGUGACACUCGAACCUCCAAUCAAUGGAGUGGUACUCUUCUCGUGUGGUUCUUCCUUUGGUUCCGAGGCUGUUGUCACUUGUAAAAAAGGAUUUCGAAUUGUUGGGUAUCGUCAGCGCUUUUGCAAGGAAGAUGGACAGUGGUCUGGAAACAUGACAAAAUGCGAAAUGGUCAAGUGUCCAGCCAUUGCCCCACCGUCUCGCGGACUACUUGUUCCCAGUUCAUGCAUGUCGGCCUCUGGCGUAUACUAUAAAACACAAUGCUUGUUAUGGUGUAAUGAUACGGCUGGUUAUCGCCUGGAAGGAGCAAGAAAUGUUUCCUGCCUUGAGAGUGGAUUAUGGAGCGCAAAUAUUAGCGAGACGGUCUGUAGAGAUAUACAGCCACCCAGCAUUCGCUGUCCAAGUGCCUUGGAGAAGCCCACCGAAACUGGUCAGUCAUAUGCUAGGGUGACUUGGAACAUACCGGUUCCAACUGACAACUCCAAAAAGCAGCCAAUUCUGAGCGGUUUAAUGCCCCCACAAAAGCUGAAUGUUGGCAGGAAUUAUAUUAAUUACAUAGCAACUGAUUCUUCCGGACUUAAAUCUUUCUGCAGAUUUGCAAUCACUGUCAAAGAUCUUGAGCCUCCCAAGAUUUCAUCCUGCCCCAGUGGUAUCCAUAUUACUUCUGCAAAGAAAUUGACUCAGGUCUUUCUCCCUGGAGUGGUUGUCACAGAUAAUGUUGGUGUCUUCAAGUUUAUGACGAGUAGGCCAAAUGGAAGUGACUUUACAUGGGGAAAACACAACAUAACAUACACUGCAUUAGAUGCCGCAGGAAAUAGGGCUACUUGCGACUUCCGUAUUGAGAUUACAGAUCUUGGAUGUACCGAGCUACGCUCACCAUUUAACGGCGCUAAGGCAUGCGACCUGUGGUUGGACGCUGGAAAGAUGUGCACACUUCAUUGUAACGAUGGAUACGACUUCGCUCACAAACCACCAUCGUACUACACAUGCGGGAUUCGAAGCAGGAAAUGGUUACCAAAUAACGAAGUGCCAGACUGUUCAAAAACGCGCCCGGCAAAAACUUUGCUCGACAUUCAGCUUUACUAUCUAGCUAAUCAAUGUAGCGAGGAAAUUCACUCCCAGAUUUCAAGCAACUUUAUCGCUCUUUACGUGAACUUUUGGGGUCCUCUGAUUGGCUGUGGUUCUGCAGAAGAAUGCGAAAUCGGGAGUGUGCACGUGGAAUGUGGAGACCAAACUGGAAUACUUAAAAAAAGAGAUGUAGAAGAAAGGGAAAAAAAAACUCAAGUUUUUCUCAAAGUACGAUUUUCUCUGAAGGUUCCACUUCCGAUCAAUACUUCAGUGGAAGCUGUCAACGAGACUGCUGAAGAAAUUUCGGAAGGAAUCCUCAGAGUAUUUAACGACACAAAUCUGAGUAUGAACAUCAGUGGAAAUGUUUUAGAGUACGACACAUCAAAAGUACCACAAAUUCGUUUAGAGCGUCUUCUCUGCGACCAAGGGCAAGUUCUGAAGGAGACAAAAUGCGUAAAUUGUCCUGUUGGCUACUUCUUCAACACCACUGAUUGUGAGGCAUGCGGAGUUGACCAGUACCAAGAUAAAGAGGCCCAGUCAUUCUGCUUUGAUUGUCCACCUGGAACAAGGACGUUUGGAGGAAGAGGAUCCAAAAAAAGUGGAAACUGUGAAGCGACGUCCAAUACAAAAGGAAGCUUUCCAAUGGCAAUCGUGGUCUCAAGCAUCGUAGUAGGAUUCCUGAUUUUCAUCGCAUUGGUUUUAUUAUACGUCUUUUAUAAAAAGAAAUACCACAUUUUGAAGAAGGAAUCACGUGUCACGCCUUUGCCUGAGAUUAUGGUGCAUUCAAAUCCAACGUACGUUGGUAACGCUGGCAUUCAAGACAAUGAUCCUUGUUAUAUGGAAAUUCAAGACCUUGAGGACAGCACUUUGGGAUUCGCUAACAUGAAUUAUAAGCCCUACGAUGAAGCUGAUGAAACAUGUGACGAUAACUACAAAAGACAAUUUAAGAGGCCUAAUGAUCAGAUUGCAUAGAGUUUUUACUUUGGUACUGCCUCAGCUAUUGCGUUACACUCCAGUGUAGCUGUCAUAUUCCUACAGACAUAAUAUUGUAUCCUUAAUUAAUACAGGCCGUUGAACUGAACCAUGAGGUAAAAUUUAGUAGCACGAUUGAACUUCCGAACCUCAAUGUGCAUAUUCCCGAUACUGUUCUAUCUACGUUUCGUAAGGUGCUGAGUAAGGGAAUUAGCAAUCAAGAGCUUUAUCUGGUGACCAUUUCCUUUAUUCUUGUGACCUAAAUGUUUGAUUCCGUUAUCAGUUUGUAAGGAGAAUCUAGAUGCUAAUCAUUCUUAGGGGUCAAAGGGUUAAAAGUAGCUGAGACUGAAAUUUUCUUAAUCAUAUUUCGAACUUGGGUCCUUCGUCAAACGUAGAUUGCUUUCCAUUGGAAUACAAGAUGCGAAUUUUAUCCAAGUGAGUUCACAAAACCAUUAAAAAAAAUUGCAUUUGAUUUAAUAA
Molecule: messenger RNA, 7128 nt
Organism: Stylophora pistillata
Lineage: Eukaryota; Metazoa; Cnidaria; Anthozoa; Scleractinia; Pocilloporidae
Product: sushi, von Willebrand factor type A, EGF and pentraxin domain-containing protein 1-like
Source: RefSeq, a predicted model, not a curated record